Molecule: messenger RNA, 801 nt
Organism: Galeopterus variegatus (Sunda flying lemur)
Lineage: Eukaryota; Metazoa; Chordata; Mammalia; Dermoptera; Cynocephalidae
Product: olfactory receptor 5D16-like
Exons: 2
Biological process (GO): G protein-coupled receptor signaling pathway; sensory perception of smell
Cellular component (GO): membrane
Molecular function (GO): odorant binding; G protein-coupled receptor activity; olfactory receptor activity
Source: RefSeq, a predicted model, not a curated record
AUGUUUCUGGCAGAGAGAAAUGUAUCUUCUGAGGCCACUUUCACAUUCUUGGGCUUUUCAGACUAUCCGGAACUGCAGGUUCCCUUCUUCGUGGUAUUUCUGGCAGUGUACAGUUUCAGUGUAGUCGGGAAUCUCGGAAUGAUUAUGAUCAUCAAAAUUAACCCCAAACUGCACACUCCCAUGUAUUUUUUCCUCAGCCACCUCUCAUUUGUGGAUUUCUGCUAUUCCUCCGUCAUUGCUCCCAAGAUGUUGCUGAACCUAGUUGUGGCAGACAGAACCAUUUCAUUCUCAGGGCGUAUGGUGCAUUUCUUUUUCUUUUGCACUUUUGUGGUCACUGAAUUGAUUCUAUUUGCUGUGAUGGUCUAUGAUCGUUUCGUGGCCAUUUGCAACCCUCUGCUCUACACAGUUGCCAUGUCCCAGAAACUCUGUGCCAUGCUGGUGGUGGUAUCAUUUGUCUGGGGAGUGGCAUGCUCCUUGACACUCAUGUGCUCUGCUUUGAAAUUAUCUUUUCAGGGCUUCAAUACAAUCAAUCACUUCUUCUGUGAGUUAUCGUCUCUGAUGUCCGUAUCUUGCUCUGAUUCUUAUCUCACCCAGAUACUUCUUUUCAUUGUUGCCACAUUUAAUGAAAUAAUCACACUGCUCAUCAUUCUCACGUCUUAUAUGUUCAUCGUUAUCACAGCGCUGAAGAUGCAUUCAGCUAGGGGGUAUCGCAAAGCCUUCUCCACCUGUGCCUCCCACCUGACCACCAUCACCAUCUUCCACGGGACCAUCCUCUUCCUCUACUGUACACCCAAUAGCCAA